Girardinichthys multiradiatus is the source of this 1792-nucleotide messenger RNA. RefSeq names its product brain protein I3-like. The coding region runs from base 438 to 827 and encodes 129 amino acids. The record is from RefSeq and is a predicted model, not a curated record. The transcript is spliced from 3 exons. Lineage: Eukaryota; Metazoa; Chordata; Actinopteri; Cyprinodontiformes; Goodeidae.
CCGUCACAUGAUUCUUCUCCUGUGACAAUCCAGACAGAAAGAAAAACCUUUCUGACUUCCAGCUGAGUUUUUAGGUGCUACGAUGGUGCAUGGCUACUGUUUGGACACAGAAGGACCAACUUCAAACAGGGAAAUGGAAUUAAGUUAACCGAUACCAAAACAACUCUGAUCAUUCCUGCCGUAACGGAGGACAUUCAGUGAAGGUUUGGGGUUGUUGCGUCGCUUGGAACAAAGUUGGCGCAUGGAGAGGGACGAAGUUUCAUUUUUGCGCUGCGUAUCUUCUCUGUUUUUCCCGCUAAUAAGCCUCAGCCAGCGUCGCGCAGCAUUUCGGUUGACAGAAACCAAGUAGUCGAAACGAUUAUUUUUUUUUUCAUUCCUAUUUUGUUCACUCGAGGGACAAGAUAAAAGACGAGUUAAGGACACGCUUCUUCGGUGAGAUGGUGGACAGCAAGCCUCUCCUUCAAGACAGACCCCCCGCCUACAACGCCGUUCCCGGGGCUCAUGAGUACGGCCCGUCGCAGCAGCACGGGUACGGGGCCAUCCCCGCUGCGGCCCCGCCGCCAUACCACUACCCGGAUGGCCCAGGAUACCCGGCGGCUCAGAUGGGCCCCGCCGUUUCCCAGCAGCCCUACACAUCGACUUACGCCAUCAUCCAACCUUCUGUAGUGGUGGUGGGAGGCUGCCCGGCUUGCAGAGUGGGUGUCCUGGAGGAUGACUUCACCUGCCUCGGGAUCCUGUGUGCCAUCUUCUUCUUCCCUUUGGGCAUCCUCUUCUGCUUUGCGCUGCGUCAGAGGAGGUGUCCCAACUGUGGCGCCACCUUCGGCUAGAGGGACCAAACAGCAGCUCCUUCACGCUCUUCUCUCAUUCACACGCAUACAUAACGAUAAAUGAUAAAAGAUUGCAAAAUGAAUUAUAGUCUGAGAUCUAUUUUUCAUCUGCAGGUUUAGGAUGUAUUUUAUCAAACGAGUGUCCAUAUGUUGUUAGUGCCUUCGCUACGUACCGAGUGAUCAGAUUCCAUCAGUUUUUUGGUUUUUUUUCUUGAUAUUGUUCAGGUGAUCUGAGCAGAUGGUUUAUGUUUUUUUAGUCAGAGGCCAUUAAAUAAAUUUUUUUGUCUUAAUUUUUCUUUAUAUUUGCUUGCAGCUGCCACCGUUUAGCGAACAUUGUACUCAGCUUUUUGGUUUUAAAUGUUUCAGUGUUUGACUCGGUGUGUUCCACGUUUGCAUUGAGAUAAUGCUGUGAUUUAAAGGAAAUGAAAAGGAUUAUCUGUGGACAUUACCUGCUCCGGCUGAAACAGUGGACUUAUGCCUGAUGAAGCAUUUUGCCUGUUUUAUUAUUUCUUGGGGCCAUAUUUUGCACUGACAGUUUGUACAAUGAUGAUUCAGCUGGAUGUACACACAAUCCGACAUGCCCUCGACUUUUACAACCUCAUCGUUUGAUUUUGGAUUUCCUUUGAGAGGACUGUUUAUGUCAAAGCGCAGCCUCCUUUUAACCUCUGGAGGACUGAGUAAAAAUUGAAAUAUCUUAUAUUGUCAGAUUUUUGCCUCCAUAUUUCAGUCUGUGACAAAUCAACUUCCUCCCAGCCAGACAAUCAAUUGAGAAUGUCUCUGUCCCUGUUUUUGUCUUCCUUCACCGCAGGAUACUGAAAAAUUUGUUCAUGGCAGAAUAAAAGGAUGGAUAUAAUUAUUUGGAGAGAGUGAAAGAAUUGGAGUUAAAAACACACUAAACAUGCUCUUAUGAUUGAGGUUCUUACUUUUUAUAUGAGUUACUGUAAUUAAAAGGGUAAUGCUACUCA